UCUGAGCUUAUUUUCUUUUCCUUUUCAAACAGGAAAUCUAAUCUCUCUGACUCAAAGAUUCCUUCCCUGUAUGCCUCAUGGACUCUAUCGACCUCCUCACUCUCCUCCCAAGGGAGCAUCUCAGAAAACGGCCCAAGACAAAGCAGACCUUUGAAACCGGCGCUGCUGCCCAUGCCCAUCACCUCGCCUGGGAGAAGCACGGCCACAGCAGCCUCAGGACAGGCAUCUCUGCGGCGUGGACGCGGCAGCUCGAGGAAGAAUGGAUCACUGCAGAGGCCGGGGCAGGCUGGGACCCUCGUGCCGGUUGCCGGCUCCCUCAGGCGUCCUCCCAUGGCUGCGGUGCAACCUCAGCAGUUUCAGCUUUAUCAGCACGUCAGCCCCCAGCCGCACAGCAUCCCUCUUGGAGCCGGCACGGCUGAGGCAGGAACGAGGCCAAACUUCUCCCAGGACGCUUCACCAAUGCUUGUGGUCAGAGGAAGGGAAAGCAGAACUCCCUCCGUGUGCAGCUCAGUGAUCCUGGAUGCCAAAGACCUGCCAGCAAAGAGUGAGGCAGCUCCAAAGCCACCUGCGUCAGCCCCGCCGUCCAUCCUGGUGAAACCAGAGACCUCCCGCAACAGCACCGAGAAGCAAGUGAAGACGGUGAGGUUCCAGAACCACAGCCCCCCGCCGCCCAAGCGGCACAGCCUGCAGCCCUCCCCGAGCCUGCCACGCGGUAGGAUGGAGCCAGCAGCCGUGGCGGAGGCUCUCCUGCCAGAAGCCAGCCUGCCGGGCCCCGAGCUGGCAGUGCUCUACUCGCCCAGGACCAGCUCCAGCCCCCUGCACCAGCGACGGGCGCUGCACCCGAAGGCGCUGUCGCUGGACCUCUCUGGGCAGCUGACCUUCCCUGUCAAGAAGAACUACAGCAGCAUUUCUGCAAACUGA
Molecule: messenger RNA, 921 nt
Organism: Cariama cristata (Red-legged seriema)
Lineage: Eukaryota; Metazoa; Chordata; Aves; Cariamiformes; Cariamidae
Product: putative E3 ubiquitin-protein ligase SH3RF2
Exons: 3
Source: RefSeq, a predicted model, not a curated record